Messenger RNA from Amaranthus tricolor (Joseph's coat), 2217 nucleotides. RefSeq names its product flowering locus K homology domain-like. Bases 256 to 1971 code for a protein of 571 amino acids. Gene Ontology annotation, biological process: regulation of gene expression. Gene Ontology annotation, cellular component: cytoplasm; nucleus. The transcript has 7 exons. The record is from RefSeq and is a predicted model, not a curated record. Gene Ontology annotation, molecular function: mRNA binding. NCBI's taxonomy places the organism in Eukaryota, Viridiplantae, Streptophyta, Magnoliopsida, Caryophyllales, Amaranthaceae.
UGUUGCAAAAGGCUAGGGAGUAGGGACUAAGGGAGUAGAGAUAGAAGUAGAAUAUAGAAGGAUAUCUAUACAUCGCCUCUCAACCUUGGUCUCUUUUCAAUUGAAGAUAAACCCUCGGUGGAAAACCUAGAAAGUAGAAAUUGCUAACAAGCUCUAAUUCUCUAUUUUGUCUUUGAUAAUUUUGAUUCGUUCUCUUAAAAUCAUACCAAAUUCGAAGUUUUGUUCCUUUUCGUCGCCAUUCCAAUAUAGGUAAUAAUGACAGAAACAGAGCAUAAUAUUGCUGAGAACAAUGAGGACCAGACAUUUAUGCAGGCAUCUGAGCAACAUUUUAAUCUUAUUGGUGAUGAGUUUGACCAGCAAAAUCUUGUUGGAAGUGUGCCUGAAGAGUACCAGUGUACUGAGAAUGAGGCAGACAACCAAAACAUGACGAUACAUGACCAGGAUUUUUCUGUUAAUGAGAUUGAAAACAAUUAUGGAGUUCUACCUGAGCAAACUUUUGCUGAAAAUGAGAAUGAGCAUUCUUUAGAUGGAGAUGAGGCUAAUAAUGGAUUGGAUGGGGAACAACUGAAACAAGAGUCAUCUGAUAAUGAAACAAAUGAAUUGGGUAAUGAUUCAGAGAAUACACAUUUUGAGAAAAAGGAUGAACAUGAAAACAAUUUAGCUGCUGUUAGUGAUGAAAAGAAAUGGCCUGGGUGGCCCGGAGAGAGUGUUUUUAGGAUGUUGGUACCUUCUCAAAAGGUUGGUAAUAUUAUUGGGCGCAAAGGUGAGUAUAUCAAGAAAAUUGUUGAGGAGACUAGGGCCCGUAUCAAGGUUAUGGAAGGCCCACCCGGAUCACAAGUGAGAGCUGUAAUGGUCUCAGCUAAGGAGGAACCAGGUAAUUCUCUUCCACCAGCAAUGGAUGGACUUUUGAGGGUUCACAGGCGUAUUGUGGAUGGACUGGAUGGUGAUUCUUCUAAGGGUCAGGACCCACCUGCAGGAGGCACGGUUUCAACAAGGUUGCUAGUGCCUGGUGCCCAGGCUGGCAAUUUGAUUGGAAAGCAGGGAGCUAUUGUUAAAUCAAUUCAGGAAUCUACGAAUUGUAUUGUUAGGGUUCUUAAACAAGAGGAACUUCCUGUUUUUGCUCUUCAAGAUGAUCGAGUGGUUGAAGUAGCUGGGGAAGCUGUUGAUGUUCACAAAGCUAUUGAACAGAUUGGUUCACUUUUGAGGAAGUUUUUAGUUGAUCGAAGUGUAAUACCCGUUAUCGAAAAGCUGAUGCAAGCACCAAAUACACCCAUGGAACAUUUACCGCCUCAGCCUUGGGGUCCUCAUCAUGGUUAUCCGCCCAGUGGGGCUGGUGGAUAUGGGGGCUAUAACAUGCAAUACAUGCCACCACCACGUCAAACUGACAAUUAUUAUCCAGCUGCAGAGAUUGUAUCCCCACCUGACAGGCAGCCUCAACAAGGAGUAUCAGCUUAUGGAAGAAAACCUCCAAUAGGUGUCCAUGCUUCGUCUAAUGCUCAAUCAACACCAUCUUUUAAUACACAGCUCACACAGCACAUGCAGGUCCCUUUGAUAUAUGCAGAUUAUGUAAUUGGGACUAAUGGUGCCACUAUCAGCUACAUCCGGCGGUCCAGUGGGGCAACUGUUACUGUACAGGAGACAAGAGGUGUUCCAGGAGAAAUGACAGUUGAGAUAAAUGGAACUGCAGUACAAGUUCAAGGCGCUCAGCAACUUAUACAGAAUUUCAUGGCAGAUGCAGCAAAGGCAGCCACAGCCACUGCCACAGCCGCAGCCCCAGCCACAGCCACAGCCACAGCCACAGCAACCACUGCUCCAACUCAACCAGUUGAGGCCACUGCUCAGGUUUACAACCAAGGUUAUAGUUCAUAUGCGGCUCCUGCAUCAUUUUAUGGAUCGGCUCCUGCUAGUGCUGGAUAUGCAACCCAACCUGGAGCUUAUGGGUCAGCUUAUGGUGGAAAUUAUGGAUAUUAGAUUUGGCCAGUGAUCUUUGUUCUUUUUAGAAUUUCAUUGUCACCGAAUAUGACUAAUGAGACUAGGAAGUUUGUAUUACUAUGUUGGAUUUUUGUUAUAAAUACAAAAUGUUUUUAAGAUCAUGUCUUUAGACUGCUUGACAUUGGCUGUACUGACUUGUAAUCUAGAUAAUUACUCCAUUAGUAUUCAAGGCAGUCUUUAUGUUACAGUGUUCGAUGAUUGAAAAUAUUUGUUGUGGCCUUUAAA